GUUGUGAGACGAUAAUCUUCCUAUCGGUCAUAUCGUUCGACAGGGACAUUCGACAAUAUUGCCAAAGGAUCUUGCGACUCUAUAACAGCGCAUUCGAGCUGGCAUAACUGGGGGAUAGUGAUCCCCAAAUUACCUGCCUACUUUUGGGGUAAUCGACGGACAUAGGGCAUCUCCAACAUGUCCUCUUUCAUUUCUCGAACCAGCGGAUCGCAUCAGGCGCAAUUGGCCGCCACGGCUGUCAUCUCCGGCGCUCUUGUUGCGAGCGCCAUUUUCGGAUUCCAGGCCGCGCGAAGAAAACAUAGAGUCGACGAUCUUAAGGCGUCAAUCCCGGAGCUAAGUCAGGAACAUGUGGCGAACAAGCUCACAGAUUUUGGCGCCGCAUCGCAGCUGGGCAUGAGCAAAGAGGACGAGCGUAGCGCAGCCCUGGCGGCGCGCGCGCAAAAGGGAGACUAUGACGAUGAUCUCAUCCUGGAACAACUCGCGCGAAACCGCGUGUUUCUUACAGACGAGGGACUUGCAAAGCUACGGUCAUCAUUCAUCAUAGUGGUCGGAUGCGGCGGAGUCGGAUCACAUGCUACCACCAACCUGGCACGCUCAGGAGUUUCGAAAAUCCGCCUGAUCGACUUUGACCAGGUCACGUUAUCUUCUCUCAACCGCCAUGCAGUCGCAACACUUGUCGAUGUCGGAACUCCCAAGGUGCAUACCCUGCAGAGACGUCUACAACAGGUGACUCCAUGGGUACAGUUCGAUUGCCAGAAUGCUCUAUUCAGCGAGUCCACCGCUCAAAGUCAGCUUGGCCCAUGGUCAGACGGCCAGCAGCCGAGUUUCGUCAUUGACGCAAUUGACAACAUCGACAGCAAGGUUGCUCUGCUGCAUUACUGUGCGAAAAAUUCGAUACCAGUCAUUUCAUCCAUGGGCGCUGGAUGCAAGUCCGACCCUACCCGGAUCUUUGUCGGCGAUAUUGCGGCAAGUAUUGAAGAUCCUCUUUCGCGAUCUACGCGGCGGCGUCUCCGUGCGCUUGGUGUCAAGGAUGGCAUUCCGGUCGUAUACUCGACCGAGAAGCCAGGUCCCGGCAAGGCGCAGUUGCUCCCGCUUGCCGAGGAGGAAUUCCAAAAGGGCGGCGUGGGCGAGUUGGGCGUGCUGCCCGACUUCCGUGUGCGUAUUCUGCCUGUGCUCGGCACCAUGCCGGCCAUGUUUGGUCUGACGGCAGCAAAUCAUGUCAUCCUUGCACUGACAGGCUACCCGCACGAGUAUAUCCCUGCAAAGGGAAGAGAGAAGCUGUACGAUUCCAUCCUGGGGACUCUCCAAGGGCUGGAAGAGCGUGUGGCGAGGUCCUAUGGUCUUGAUGUUGUUGGACUGAAACUUCCCAUCUCUCAAGACGACGUAGGAUACUUGGUCGAGGAAGUUUUCAAGGGCCGUAGUGCUGUGAGUGGGCUCGCGACUCGACUGAACCUUGUGCGGUGGCGAGCUCCAGCAUCAAAGGAAGACAUGGUUGACGACCGUUGGCCUGGCCAGAAGAGUUCGCGGUUAAACCUCACGGACCUGGUCUGCGUGACUAAGGAAGAGGCCGCCGUUCAUGAAAGAGAAAUCCUCAAGGGCUCGAAGCAGCCGGAAGACAUAUAUGAUCCUGCCGUCAUUGAUCUUGUUGAGGCGCGUAUUAAGGAGGAUGCAGUGUAUAGGAAAUAUCGUUAAGGCGUCAAGAAGCAUAAGAACUGGGCUCUUUAUAUGUACAUUAUAUCAUCUCAAAUCCAUUUUUCGGACCCCAUUCCAACAUUCUUGCAUCAAUUUUUCCAGUGAUCCUCUAGAUCUUCGCUUCGGGAAGGCGAAUUAGUAUAAGGCUUUUAAAGAGUCCUUAGAAUGGACAGGUAUAUCAAGAACAUACCUAUCCAAAGAGGCUAACUCAUACGAAGAGGUAAUGCUAAUAGACUUCGAAAUACUGGCACGGAAACA
This is a messenger RNA of Xylona heveae TC161, 1950 nucleotides long. RefSeq lists its product as hypothetical. Gene Ontology annotation, molecular function: ubiquitin-like modifier activating enzyme activity; tRNA threonylcarbamoyladenosine dehydratase activity. Gene Ontology annotation, cellular component: mitochondrial outer membrane. The transcript is spliced from 3 exons. Gene Ontology annotation, biological process: cyclic threonylcarbamoyladenosine biosynthetic process. The record is from RefSeq and is a predicted model, not a curated record. Bases 178 to 1692 code for a protein of 504 amino acids. NCBI's taxonomy places the organism in Eukaryota, Fungi, Ascomycota, Xylonomycetes, Xylonales, Xylonaceae.